CGAUCAUUCCAUUGGCUAAAUUGCUUGGGUUCGCCACUGAAGAAAUAGCAUACACUGUCGGUGAGGCUGUGGGAGGCCUGUUGAAUGCAACAUUUGGCAAUGCAGUAGAGUUAAUAAUAGCUAUAGUAGCAUUGGCGAAGGGUCAAAUUCGCGUUGUCCAAGCAUCAGUGCUAG
Molecule: messenger RNA, 174 nt
Organism: Racocetra persica
Lineage: Eukaryota; Fungi; Glomeromycota; Glomeromycetes; Diversisporales; Gigasporaceae
Source: the annotation of a GenBank genome assembly